ACUGGAGGGACCACAAUCUUGCUUUCGCCGGGAAAGGUUCCAGUCGAACAUUCAUCGGUAAAGACCUGUUAUUGCAGGAUUGGACUGCUUGUCAUGGGAAGCCAGAUGAUCUAGCCAUUGUCGUCAUCAUGGACACCUUUGCUAGGCGCGGCCUGCAUGGUGCUGUCAAAGAACAUGCAGAUCUAUACAAGUCUCUACACCCCGAAGGCUUGACUACUUCCAAUUAUCUCUGGCCCCUUAUAUACGUUCAUGCGAUAAACAUGAGACCAACGCAAGCUGCCGAACAACUCGACCGGUUUGAAGAAGAAUAUGGUGUCUCACCCGGACUUCGUCUUUGGAACAUUGCUUUACAUGCUUAUGAACAGGCCGAUGACCUAGUUGGAGCCGACAGUUUAUUUCGCAAGAUGCUGGAAGCGGAUAUUCAGCCCGAUCGAUACACUUACGGCUCAUUGUUGAACCUGUAUGCCAAGCGUGGAGACAUCGAUGGAGUGAUCGACCUGUUGGAUUUCGCAAAGUCGAAUGGCGUGCCAAAACCGACUACCCACAUGUUGAAUAGCAUGAUUGUCUCCCUGACCAACAACCACGACAACGACAGUGCCCUGCGAGCGCUGAAUCAGACCGUCCGAGCAGUGAAAGAUGGCGAAGCAGAGGGCCCCCUGACGCUGUGUUUCAAUACCUUGCUUGUCGCAAAUGCGCACAAACGCGACCUUCAGGCUACUAUGGCAACCUACCGUCGCAUGAAAGAGGAUGAGGUCCCACUUGACGAGCGGUCUUAUGGAGCGCUCAUGCAAGCUCUCUGCAGCUUUCGUCAAUCGCCAUCAGCACACAAAAUUCUCAAGUCUGUCAUGCCUGCCAGCAACAUUCGCCCAAUGGCCUUUCAUUACAGUAUCCUCAUGGCUGGCUACAUUAAUCAAGAGAUGUUCUCCGAGGCUAUCGGGGUUGAGGCAGAGAUGAUAGAAGCGAGAGUGCGGCCGACGCCGAGCAGUCGUGCCAUCGCGUUGAAAGCACGAGCUUUAUAUGAGCAGCACAAGAAACGAGGAGAAGUAGAUGACUCUGGCAAGCAAUUGCCUCUGGAACUUGCCAUCGAGGACUACAAGAAGUUGCUUGGAGACAAUCGCACCUACCGUCACGGAAAACAGCCCUCGCCUGGUUUCCGACAUGAGUCGAGUGGAAUCGAUGUUCUGGACGCUGGCUAUCUUAUGUACAUCCAUGGCCAGCAAAGAUCUUACGAAGCCGUGCAGCACUUGUUCCAGCUGUAUCAGGACAAGCUCGCGCAACCUUCAGUUGAUGCCAGCAGAGCUCCGAUCAUGCGUCUCCUCACGACCCUCAUGUCUGCACACUGUCAGGCUGGCGAAUUUGCCGAAGUCGACAAAUACUGGGAUCUUGUAAAGUCUCGAGUUGAUGAAAUACGUGUUUCGCAUAUUCCGGCAAGCGAGCUGGUGGCAUCUGAGCGACCUGGUCCUAGUGGGAAGACGACACGAGAUCCAGAGACUGCCCAGAUACCCAAAUCCUACCGCUUUAUGCUAUCGCGACCACUCGGGUACUAUAUCGAGUCUCAAUUUGCGCAAUCGUCACCAAGCAAGCUCCAAACCUUGAUCAUGAAGCUGCUAUCACAGGGGUAUGAGUUCGACAACAAGACCUGGAACAAAUACAUUGUGCAUCUGUGUCAGACUAGUCCUCCACGCGCAUUGCUCGCCUAUAGCUUGGUUGAGAAGUUCAUGAUGAAAGACUGGCCAGGUUGGCUCCCACAACGGCACGGUCUGAUAAGUGCCAGGGAGAAUGUCUUCCUCAAGAAACAGGCCCGCAAAGAAGGACUCGAGUACAUCAAGACGCGGUAUCUCUCCCCGGGCCAACUCAUUCCGCACUAUCGCACUAUGGUGUAUCUGGCUAGCGCACUGCUGGAAGUUCGAGGCCUGGCAAGUAGCGGUUUGAGUGAGGAUCAAGAACCGGGCGUCAGCAUGCGCGACAUGCGGAAGCAGGUGGGCACUAUCCCAGACAUUCGGGAAGAGGCGCCUUUGACAUUACAUGCUGUUCAGAGUAUGCCAAGGAUCGUGGACAAACUUCAAGCAAACCUGCUCGGAGCACAAUAAGAAGCUCGAUGUGGACAAGUAUUGGGAUGAUAUACGAAUGAUAGAGUUGGGAUUGGAGUUUUCCUUUUUU
Aureobasidium pullulans EXF-150 is the source of this 2160-nucleotide messenger RNA. RefSeq lists its product as uncharacterized. The coding region runs from base 129 to 2090 and encodes 653 amino acids. The transcript has a single exon. The record is from RefSeq and is a predicted model, not a curated record. Gene Ontology annotation, molecular function: protein binding. Lineage: Eukaryota; Fungi; Ascomycota; Dothideomycetes; Dothideales; Saccotheciaceae.